Molecule: messenger RNA, 858 nt
Organism: Prorocentrum cordatum
Lineage: Eukaryota; Dinophyceae; Prorocentrales; Prorocentraceae
Source: the annotation of a GenBank genome assembly
AUGCGCGGGGUGAGCAUCGACCUCCUCUUCGCACGGCUCGCCAAGCCGCUGGAUGAGGGGCAGAGCUUGGAGGAGGCCCUGAAGGACGAUCAGAUUCUCAAGGACAUGGACGACAGGAGCAUCCGGUGCAUCAACUGCUACAGGGUUGCGGACCAGAUCCUGCAGCUGGUGCCGAACCAGGAUUCCUUCCGGUCGACCCUGAGGUUUGUGAAGUGCUGGGCGCAGCGUCGGGGCAUCUACUCGAACGUGCUGGGCUUCUUUGGUGGCGUCACGUGGGCCGUGCUGGCUGCGCGGGUCUGCCAGCUGUAUCCGAAUUAUCCCCAGCUCGUGAACCGCUUUUUCAGGACUUACGACCAGUGGAAUUGGUCCAAGCCGGUGAUGCUGUGCGAGAUCGUGGAGGCGUCGUCUGCGCCCGGGAUGGCCAAAUUCAAGGUCUGGAACCCGCGCACGAACCCAGCGGACAGGCAGCACGUGAUGCCCGUCAUCACGCCGGCGUUCCCCGCCAUGAACUCGACCCACAGCGUUACGGAGACCACCAAGCGCAUACUGCUUGACGAAUUUCGCCGCGGAUACGAGGUAGUCAAGGGCGCGGAGGCUCAGAAAUCGUCGUGGAUGGAGGUGCACGACCCGUACCCUUUUUUUCAGACGUUCCACCAGUACCUCUGCUUGGAGAUCCUGGCCAAGUCAGAGGACCCACACUUCGAGGUGUACCACAAGCUCAGCGGUUGGGUCGAGAGCAAGCUUCGCAUCCUGACCAGACAGCUGGACGUCUACGACGGCGGACCAUCAGCGGGCUUGUCAUACGCCCGAACCCCGAGCGGUAUGAUCUCGGUGGCACCGACGCCGACUGGCGGCUAG